Molecule: messenger RNA, 672 nt
Organism: Cricetulus griseus (Chinese hamster)
Lineage: Eukaryota; Metazoa; Chordata; Mammalia; Rodentia; Cricetidae
Source: RefSeq, a predicted model, not a curated record
AUGGACAAGAUGCUGCUGCUGCUUGGGGUAUCUAUCCUCCUUUCAGAAGCCUUUGCUCAGACAGACCUCACAGGAAAGGUAUUUGUGUUCCCCAGAGAGUCUGAAACUGAUUAUGUGAAGCUGAUCCCACAUCUGGAAAAACCACUGGAGAACUUCACACUGUGUUUUUGAACCUAUACUGACCUUUCCCGCCCUCACAGUCUUUUCUCCUACAAUACCAAGGACAAAGACAAUGAGCUGCUAAUUUAUAAGGAAAGAAUUGGAGAAUACGGAUUGUACAUUGGAAAUUUGGGAGCCAUAGUCCGUGGGGUGGAAGAAUUUGCUUCUCCAGUGCAUUUCUGCACCAGUUGGGAGUCCUCUUCUGGCAUUGCUGAAUUUUGGGUCAAUGGGAAACCUUGGGUAAAAAAGGGUCUGAAGAAGGGGUACACUGUGAAAGCCCAACCCAGUAUUAUCCUAGGACAGGAGCAGGAUAAGUAUGGAGGAGGGUUUGAUAAGUCCCAGUCCUUUGUAGGGGAGAUGGGGGAUUUGAACAUGUGGGACUCUGUGCUGACCCCAGAAGAAAUUAAAUCUGUAUAUGAAGGUUCCUGGCUUAAGCCUAACAUUCUGGAUUGGCAGGCUCUGGAUUAUGAAAUGAAUGGCUAUGCAGUCAUUAGGCCUCGUGUGUGGGAUUAA